ACCGUUGCUUAUCUGGCUGCCCACAAACGGACGGAGACGGACAGAGAGACAGACAUCCUCCAAAUUCCAAAGUCCAGUCCACCAGAUUGCAUGCACUUGAAUAUUCUGCUCCUGAGAAGCUUCAAGCUUUACAGUAGCUGCUUCCUCUGUCCUGAUUGGUGCUCCUUUGCUGCUUGCUCCUGAAGAGUCUACAGGAAUGACCCAGCCUGUAGAUUGGGGCAUCCUACUAGAGUGAAGGGAAGCUGCUUCUCUUUGCUGCAGGGGAGGGGGUCAAACAAAUGGAGAUUAUUCGAUUAUGGCAUCUCGAUUCGUUUCUUGGUGUGGUAUGCAAUCCAAUCCAAUCCAACCCAAUCCAAUCCAAUCCCAUAGUGUGAGCUUUCCGACAUCUAGCUACUAGCUAGCUAGCUAAGCUUGCUUGCUUGCUUGUACAGUCAGUCAAUCACCACGCGUCACAGGAAGAAGAGAAGAGGUUUGGGGCUCUUUGCCUGGGCUUGGGGGGCACACAGAAAUGGUGGAGAUGCGCAGCAUCAGAGCUACCGCCUGCUUCUUGCUCUUUUCCUUGCUUGUGUCUCAGAGGCUUGGGUCUUGUGCUUCCAUCAAUGAACAAGGGAGACCUUUCUUGAGAUUUGGUGAGAACCUAGCAGAUGAACCUACUGGAUCUUUGUCGAAUCAAGGAGUGAAUUGCUCAGAUGAUGGUAAAGCGGUGGCGCUGUUACCCAAGGGUUACAAGUUAUCUGGUGAAUUGCCAUCUGACUUGCACAAACAUACAGAGAUGAUUUCAGAGGGUCUAUCUGAUGAAGCGCUGCAAUCAUGCAGGAAAACCUUAACAAAGGGCGUUAUCCAGAGACGACUCCAAAGCCCAAACGUCAAGACAGAUCAUGUUGACCCUUCAUCUUCAUCCAAGUCUUUACCUCGCUGGGCAAUCUACAUAAUAGCCAUCGGUGGAUCGCUUGUAUUUGUGGCUGUAGCUGCUGCCACUGUGUAUAUACUCUUCUCUCGUCGAAAGAAGGAUACCACUAUCAUGCCAUGGUCUACUGGACUCAGUGGACCACUCAGUAAAGCCUUCGUGGCAGGUGUUCCUUCUCUAGGAAGGGCAGAGCUACAGGCAGCCUGUGAGGACUUCAUCAACGUAAUCGGCUCCUCGUCUGACUGCACGCUGUACAAGGGAACUCUAUCAAGCGGAGUCGAAAUCGCAGUAGUCUCCACUUCAGUUAACUCUGCCAAAGAUUGGACCGACAGGUCUGAGGAGCAAUUCAAGAACAAGAUAUCUGUUCUGUCAAGAGUGAACCAUAAGAACCUGCUGAACUUGCUUGGUUACUGCACAUGCGACGAGCCAUUCACAAGAAUGAUGGUUUUCGAGUACGCUCCGUGCGGUUCCCUCUUCGAGCAUCUGCAUAUUAGAGAAGCUGAAGAUCUGGACUGGCCUGCACGGCUGCGCAUCAUCAUGGGAGUAGCAUACUGCCUGGAGCACAUGAUCCAGCUAGACCCACCAGUGACGCCACCAACCCUGAGCUCCUCAUCCAUCUACCUCACCGAGGACUACGCAGCCAAAAUCUCCGACCCCGAGCUCUGGAAGAAGGUCGACGACAAGCAGGACGCACAGACCGAUGACGACGUCGUGUACAGGUUCGGCAUCCUGCUGCUGGAGGUGAUCUCCGGGCGGCUGCCCUUCUCCGAGGACCACGGCCUGCUGGUCCUCUGGGCGUCCAGCUACCUGGACGGCAAGAGGCCGCUGCGUGGGAUGGUUGAUCCGACGGUGAGGUCGGCCGUGCCUGAGGAAGAUUUAGAGGCGCUGCGCGACGUCGUGAGGCUGUGCCUGUGCGUGCGCUCGGACGACGGGGACGAGCAGAGGCCGGACAUGGGCGAGGUUGUGAGAGCGUUGAGAGGCGUCACCGGGUUGUCGCCGGAGCAGGUGACGCCGAGGGAUAACCCGCUGUGGUGGGCCGAGCUUGAGAUUGCCUCGGCGGUGGAGUCGGACUGAAGUUCAAAACAAAUCGUCAAUUGAAUUUCCUCUUUCUUUGGUCCUCAUUUUCUUUUUGUAUAUUGUAAUUUCUUUUCUUUUUUUUUGUUUUGCUGCUGAUCACUGCCAAGAACCUACAAAUUUGUAAGAAGUACGAGUUUAGAGCAUCUUCAAUAGUUUGGUAAAAAUUAUUUGCCAAAUCUUGUGAUUUGGCAAGUUACUAAAUGAUAUGAUAAGUGAAAAAAGAUGUUUCUCCAA
Sorghum bicolor (sorghum) is the source of this 2218-nucleotide messenger RNA. RefSeq names its product protein MALE DISCOVERER 2-like. The transcript is spliced from 10 exons. Gene Ontology annotation, biological process: protein phosphorylation. Lineage: Eukaryota; Viridiplantae; Streptophyta; Magnoliopsida; Poales; Poaceae. Gene Ontology annotation, molecular function: ATP binding; protein kinase activity. The coding region runs from base 509 to 1981 and encodes 490 amino acids. The record is from RefSeq and is a predicted model, not a curated record.